Messenger RNA from Homalodisca vitripennis (glassy-winged sharpshooter), 5449 nucleotides. RefSeq lists its product as uncharacterized. Gene Ontology annotation, molecular function: protein binding. Bases 104 to 2674 code for a protein of 856 amino acids. The record is from RefSeq and is a predicted model, not a curated record. The transcript has 15 exons. Lineage: Eukaryota; Metazoa; Arthropoda; Insecta; Hemiptera; Cicadellidae.
UGAUUAUGAAUAGACUGAGGAAGCAGAGAGAGUGCGGAGGUAGUUAAUGCAAUAACCAGGUAUGGCUUCAGCCCUCCGUCCAAAGGUUCAGUAACAACUAGAUAUGGUACCCACAGACUAUGUUGUGUGUGUGGUCUUACUGCUGUGGGCAGACCUGAGACAGUUUACAAAUGCUGGUCCGGUACGAGAGGAUGACAUCUGUGGCACACACAACGGACGGCGGCUCUACUUGGAGCAGGGCGAGAGAGGGAUCCUCACUGCCAAGAAUAUAACAACCUCCUCACACGCUCACCAGCCCAGCUCCCUGCAAUCACACGAGCAAUGUAGCCUGGAGGUGGUGACAUGCCCAUCAUGUGUGAUAGUGGUGAGAUUCCGCCAUCUCGCCCUCUCGCCGCAGUGUGGCGGUGGUCUCAUGGACGCUCCGUGUCGCUGUGACUACCUCUGGCUCUCGGAACCACCUUACGAUGAUGUGUCCGGCACUCCCUUCUGUGGUCACUUCCCAUCUGCCUCAAGUCCACCAGUGUUCCGCUCACAGACUCGCACCCUGGUCCUGGCUCUGCUGUUCAGCCAGAUGCACAAACAUGCCUUCACGCUGGAGUAUACAUCCGAGAGGAACAGGCAACUCCUGACAGGGAAGCCUGUCUCGGGAUCUAUGAUUGGAGGCAAUGUGAGUGUGGGUGGAGUUAUCACAUCUCCAUUUUUCCCCAACCAGUAUCCUCGAGAUCUGGGCGCUGAGUAUAUCAUUAGCUGUAAUUCGAACAAUAACAGCUCUUGUCGUGUACGACUACUCUUCAACGACUUUCAGCUGGCUGGAGUAUCCAUCAUGGAGUUCUAUGACUGGAAUGGUCAGAGGCUGGAGGUGAGCAGUGGUGCACUGUUCCGUCCCCCUGUCAUAAUCACAUCUGGGCCCUCACUGCUGGUGCGUUUCUAUGCUAAUGGAGGUUCCUCAGUUGGCUACAAGGCUUCCUACUCGUUCUUACCAGGAAAAUAUGAUGAAAGCGUUGUUGAACCUGUCACAGAUUGUGGAGGCUUUGUGGAGAAUCUUGGAGGAGCCAUCACCAUGAUGAACAUGGUGGAACGCGGUGGCCCGGUCAAGUACUAUGACUGCAUCUGGCUCAUCCGGCCCCCCACCAACUUCUACCACCUCAAGACCCACAUCUAUCUCAAGAUCUCCACAUUUCUUGACAUGGCUGGUAGCACGGAAGUGGUGGUGCGACAAGGUCUAACGUCAGAGGGUCCAAUAUUGGAGACGGUGCGACAUCCGGUGGCACAGCUGGGUCUAGGGCAUUCUCGACCACGCAGGGAAAAUAUCCUGCCACUCAGCGUUGGCUUCUACGUCAGCCUUCGAGGCAUGUUUAGUUCCGUCUCCAGGCUAGCCAUCGUUUACACCUCUUUCACCUACAUGGAUUGCUUCACGGGAUCAGACUAUUUGUGCCAGAAUCACCGCUGCAUCCCAGCGCAGUUGCACUGUGAUGGCUUUGACCACUGCGGUGACAAUAGUGAUGAACCCGACACUUGCACAAGAGAGUGGGAUGCUGAGCCAGUGGACCGCCGAUGGUACUCUCAUACUCCCAACUACUACUUCCCCAAAAUGGAACGUUACCCAGACUUGAAGACUGCAACUCUUGUUUUCGUCAUAAGCAGUCUUGGUCUGAUAUUGCUGAUAGCAGCGUUGGUGGUGCUGCUGUAUCGUAUGGGAGCUCGCGCAAGACAACAACGGGAAUUACAGAACCGGCUUCAGACAAUCAGUGAAUUGUUAGAUGGAGCCCGAAUAGAGGAAGUUGAAACGGAUGAUCCACCUGUCUACGAGGCACCGCCUGACUAUGAAGAGGUUGUAAAACAUGGCAAGGGAAAAGAAAAACGAAAAAAGAACAAAAAUAGAAGACCCAGAUCUACAUCGGCACCCAGAACGAGGAAUGAAGCAGCGACGUCAACACAACAGACAGUGAGCCUUCAGCCUUCUGUGGAACCAACCACCCCUCUCCUAGCUUCCACCUCUGUCAACCGUAGCUGUCAAGUGACUCCGAUACCAGACUCUCCACCACCACCCUACAGUGAUGAUGUCAUAAUACCCAUCACUCCCACACAUUCACUCAGGCCUGAUGAAACUGCCGAAGUGCUCCACUGGGAAGAGCAGACUCUCAGGGCUUUCUCGAACACAGUGGAGAAUUUAGCCGGGCCCUCGAUGGUCCACAGUGUGGAAGCUGCUCCGGCUCAGGUGGACGCCCGCAGUCUGAUCAGCGUAGACUGUAACUCGUAUGAUGAUCCAACUAUGUCAUUGUCACCUUCGACACCGGGCUCGCUCAACGUGGGGGUAGGCACCAUAGAGGAGUCGAUCAUCUUUAAACGGAGGCUGCACCGGACUCCACGUCGACGUGAUGGCUGCUCUCUUGGUGUAGACCUUCUCACUCGCCUCUACUCGGGACAGGAUUGUGAGUGCCAGGGAGCUUGCGGCUGUGCACGACCUGUCUCCGCAGAGCCCCUGAGACGCACUCACUCCACCUGGUCUCCUGCCAGCUACACACUCCACGCUCUCGACAUCUACUUCGACAAGCUGGAGCGGGGCUCCAAAGGCCGACUGCAGGGCAAACACUCUCCGCUCAAGCUCAGUAAAAACGAUGGACUCGCUCUCAGCAUUUCCAUGUCUGUCGAUAACUUAAAGGAUAUUGUUUAGUGCUGGUUUUACUGGUUAUUGUGCUGUGACAUGUACUCGUACAAGGGAUAUUCAUUGAAGACUGAGGCUCAUGGUUGAAAUGAUUAAUUUAUUCUAAAGCCUAAUUUAAAUUAUUCUACUUUAAUUAACAUAUCCUACCAGCUAUAAAAUGCUUAUUUAAAUCAUUAAAUCACCACAGUUGUUAAUUUGAGGUUUUUUCUAAAACUGAUCUAAAGUGCUUUUACUGCAUGCUAUAUGAAUUUAGAAUCAGUGAUUUUUUGCUUCUUUUUCACCGUAGCAAAGGUCUAAAUAAUAGGAUAGCACUACUGAAGAAAAGCCAUAUGCACCUUGGUAGUUAGAAGAACAAAUGAUUGCCACAGCCAGAAGGCAAUGGUGCUGUUAGUUAGAUAAAGUUAGUUCGUUUUACUACUUUAUGUGGUGGAUUAAAUAAUUAAUUUCUAAUGUUUUACUUUCAUAUCUUUGAUUCUUUCCUUGUCUCUUAUCAAAUCUUGUCUUUCAAUUUCUAUUUUCCACUUAUUACUUUCCAUUUUUGACAAUUUAUAAAAGAAACAAAACCAGAAAUUAGUAAGAAUGCGAAAGUAAUUGUGUGUAUAAGGAUUGAUACUAUAAUUUAAAUGUUACUAAAUUUUGGGAUUUAUUUGGUUUGAAAAGGGGUGUUUAAGUUAUUCAGAUUUUAAAGUCGGCCUCACUCUUCAAUGAACGAUCCCUAAAAUAAUUAACGUAUUACUAAUCGUAACAGGUUAUGAUAUAGAUACUAUAAUUUUAUUUUCGUACAAACCAACAUUCCCUCCUUUUAAAAUCCUAUAAGAUUUUUAUUUUGAACUUUUAAAAUUUAUUUCAUGACAGUGUUUGAAAUAUCAGGUUUUGACUUGUUUGGUUUUGAUUUGUUUAUCUGGAGAGGUAUGUAGCACUACCAUUAGCUUUUUGAUGUAGAGACAUCACUUUUACCACUCUGCAUACUGCAGUGGCACCACUUUGUUUCAAGACAUUGAUUCUAUGGUGUUGUGGUAUACCUACGGCUCCAAUAAUAUAAUAUAACAAAAUAACAUACUAUGAUAUAUUCAUUCAAUUAAUACACGAGGUUUCUUUUUGAAGCUUCCAGCAAUUUGUGUGGUAAAUUAAGAAAGGUAAAGACACUACUUUUAAGAUGCCACUAGUUGUCACCCAUCCUGAGACAAUAUACCAGUAAAAAUACCACUAGAAUUGUCUCAGUAAUGAUGGUAGUGACAGAAGAUGUUAGCAUUACUGAAACCCUGGAUUUUUUAUAUUAAUGUUUUGGUUUGAAUAAAUUUACUGGAUUAGAGAAUGAUAAAUCCUGUUCUUGGAAUUGCAAUUUUCAGUGAUACACAGCAUGUUCAUAAACAAUCUCAUUUAUUUAAACUAGCUUGUCCAGCUAACUGAAUCUUUAUCCAAACUGCCAUGUAUGAACAUAGUCUAUGAACAAAUGGUUUGUAGUGACUAUUAUAAUAUUUGUGGGUACGAAUGAUAUAAAAUGUUAUAUACAAGGCAACGUACUCGUACAUGAUCAAUCAAUGUAAUAUUUCUUGAUGAAUAUAAAUAAAUGUUGAACAUUUGUUAUGGCAAAGGUAAUGAGGAGUUAUUUAGAAUAGUAAAAUAAAACGUUUUAUACCAUUUUAGAAACUGUAUCAAUAUAGAACAAUAGGGAAUUAAAUAGGAAAAUAAUAUUGGUAAUAUAAUAAUUUACUAUUGGUAGAAUACUAAUUUAUCAAAAAAUUUAAAAUCUCAAGAUAAGUUGUUUGUAAAAUUUAAUUAAAACAAACUUUUAAUAGUUUCCGUAAAAUUAACUGAUAUGUGAUAAAGUAUGCUCAAAUUAAAUUAUUAAAUAGUUGUGUAGUGUUUCACUGAGGGAAAUAGGAUUCAGUUUAAUAAUCAGACUGGUGUUGAUUGUUAGAACCCUGAAUAAUUUUUUUUGCAUAAAAUUGCUCCUCAUUUUAAUAAAAUACGAAAAAAGUAUUGGAAACCCUUAAAAUAAAAAGUUUCAAAAUUCAAAUCUGCAUACUUCUAGAAAGAAUACAAAUAUUACAUGCUGAGCGGUACUAAACAUUAUUGUUAUUAUUAUGUAUUUAACACCAAAUAACAAUAAUACUGUAUUAUUACAAUUUAAUUCACUUCCCGUUUGAAGUUUUACUUUGUUAUCUUUAACAUAUAUUUUUAUGAGCUAUUUUACUUAUGUAACUUAAAACUUAUAUAUUUUGCUAUUGUAAAGAUACAACUUUAAUAGAAAACUGCCCUCGAUAUAUAAGCUAUACUGAGAUGUCAGUCUUUCUUUCUGCAGAUUUUCACUUUCAAUCUUGCUAUCUGUUUUCGCUAUGCAACUUAUUUAAUUAGUUAGAGAACGAAAUUGUUAAUUAUAUAAAGUUGUUGAUAAACUGCAAGAUAUGUUAUCCAUUAUAAGUUUGCAUAUUAUGUAUGAGCUGUUAAUAUAAUAUAAUCUAUUACUUAAUUUAAAUAUUGAAAGUGCAUUACUAGGUCUCUGAUAAUAAUAGAGGGAGAGAGCCGAUAUAAAAAAAUGAGAGAAAUAUAAAAAUUGAUUAUUGUUACUUCAAUAUACAUUCAAUAUUUACUUUAUAUAUUAAAAUCUGAAUACAAAUAUUUCAUAUUUGUUUAUCGUAAUAUUUUAAAUUUAAAACCGAGUGAAAUUGAUGAAAUUGUAACAUCUACAAUAUUGUUACCAUGUUAUAUGUACUAUUAAAGGUUUACUAAUUGUAUUUAUGAGUUUUGUAAAUAUGUUUAUAAUAAAAUACAAAAAGACUA